AUGACUUGUUGUACCAGUGAAGAAGCAAGAGAACAGCGAAGGAUUAAUCGCGAAAUUGAAAAGCAGCUACAGCGGGAUAAACGGAAUGCCAGGCGAGAGCUGAAGCUACUGCUGCUAGGAACCGGAGAAUCCGGAAAGUCAACCUUCAUCAAGCAGAUGAAAAUUAUCCAUGGAUCGGGCUACUCUGAUGAAGAUAAAAAAACUUUCAUUAAACUCGUUUAUCAGAACAUUUUUAUGGCUAUGCAAGCAAUGAUUCGAGCAAUGGACACCUUGAAAGUACCGUAUGGAGAUCCAGCGAAUGAGGAGAAGGCUUCAAUCGUAAGAGCGAUUGACUACGAGUCUAUUACCACAUUUGAGGAGCCGUAUGUCACAUACGUGAAAGAUCUUUGGCGCGACAAAGGUAUUCUAGAAGUGUACGAUCGUCGACGGGAAUACCAGCUGACAGAUUCUGCCAAAUAG
This is a messenger RNA of Soboliphyme baturini, 459 nucleotides long. Lineage: Eukaryota; Metazoa; Nematoda; Enoplea; Dioctophymatida; Soboliphymatidae. The record is from the annotation of a GenBank genome assembly.